Messenger RNA from Drosophila virilis, 1310 nucleotides. Its product is annotated as translation initiation factor IF-2. NCBI's taxonomy places the organism in Eukaryota, Metazoa, Arthropoda, Insecta, Diptera, Drosophilidae. The record is from RefSeq and is a predicted model, not a curated record.
UGAUACCCUACGAGAAACAGACGAAAGAAAGCAGCUGGUGACAAUUGGUGUGUAGCUUCAAAUUGGGGUCUGCUCGAUGGGAAAAUGGAAAUGGAUGCAUCGAAUAUUCUAAUGAGAAAACCGUUAGCAUAGAAAAGCGAUAAAAGAUGCACUUUGCAGCUGCCGCAGGUUCACGGAGUGCCUAUAUAAAGGUCGUCCGGCUGCAUUUGCAGCAUAUUCAUGAACCGACCAUGGAACACAGAGCAUCAAUACUCUGGAUAGUGCUGCUCUCGUUGCUGAGCCGAGCGCUCACCUACCAGGAGAAGGCGUCGCCAAGCCAGGCUCAGGCGCGUGGCGAGAACCUGCAGCAGACACAGCAGCAGGUCCUGGGUGGCAGAGGCAGUGGCAGCGGCAGCGUUGGCGUUGGCGUUGAUACGGAAACGGUGGGAUCGACACGUAACAUCGAAGAUCAUCUGUUGACAUCGAUGGGUAAGGCUGGCUUCAAACACUUUGUGGGCUCCAGCUCGACGACUACAGCCAAACCGCCAGUACAACAUCAACACCAUUACUAUUAUACUUCAGAGGGCAGCGAGCAUCCUCGCCAGCAUGGGCCAGUAUUACCGCCAGGAGUUUAUCCGUGGCCCGGUUAUCCUCAAGUACCACCGCAGCGUCCCUGGGCGCCGCCAUAUAAUCCUUGGCCCUAUGGCUGGGGUCACUGGGGUGGUGGUGGAGGUGGUGGUGGUGGCGGUGGCGGUGGUGGUGGUGGAGGUGGUGGUGGUGGUUAUCCUGGCUAUCCCGGCAAUCCUGGCUAUCCUGGCUAUCCCGGCAAUCCUGGCAAUCCUGGUUAUCCCGGCUAUCCUGGCUAUCCUGGUCCUGGUUCCGGUGGUCCUGGCUAUCCUGGUUAUCCAUAUCCCGGCUAUCCACGCUAUCCCCACUAUCCUGGCUAUCCCCAUUAUCCUGGUUACCCGGGUUAUCCUGGCUACCCUGGCUAUCCAGGCUAUCCAUGGUAUCGCUCCACGGAAAACGAAGAACUCGACGAGAACGCAGUGCAGCCAGAGCUCGCACAACGCUCCAUUCCCGGCAGCUAUCAGGCACGUGUCUUGGCCUCCACGAGCAACCUCGUCGCUGGCAAGUCCAACAACAAUGUUUGGCCGCUCUAUCACCUGCUCAAUGUGGCCCGGGUCUAGCCCAAGUCCAUCUAAACGACCGAGAACUUGAACGCAAAUAAAAAUAAUUUGAUACAUUCCAAAAUAUUUUCUCAUUCUAAGCUCGAAUACAUUGGUGUAAGCGAAGACAUUGAAAUCUGCCAGUUAUAUAGAAUAACAAAGCAA